Molecule: messenger RNA, 2469 nt
Organism: Magallana angulata
Lineage: Eukaryota; Metazoa; Mollusca; Bivalvia; Ostreida; Ostreidae
Product: protein white-like
Exons: 20
Coding region: 552-2450 (632 amino acids)
Cellular component (GO): plasma membrane
Molecular function (GO): ATP binding; ATP hydrolysis activity; ABC-type transporter activity
Source: RefSeq, a predicted model, not a curated record
AUAUUAUCUAUAACAUGUUUAGUAUUGGUUUAAUGUUAACCCAUGCUAGGUACCGUACAUUCACCUGGUAGCCUGUGGGGCCAAAAUCAAUACAGCGUGAACGAGACCCCGACAACACGGAGGUCAUCGGUCACGGACCACUGCAUUCCUGUUCCUAGCGGAUAUAGCGGUCAACUAGUAGGAUAUUUAAUAAUAUACCAGCGACAGUUGAAUUGUUGCCGAUUGGGUUGGGUUGUACUUAGAUGUAUGCAUUUGUACUAAAUAGACCACGUUUGGUUCAGCAAUCUUCGGGUUACUGACGUUCACCUGGUGAUAUAUCAUACCUGUUAGUGCGUCUGGAGGACUGUAUUCACAUUUACAUUCAGCAAUGCCGUCACUAAUAUUGUAUUAAUGGAUAAUUUGUAAUCAUCUAUAUUUUGUGAUGUUUCUUAAAGAAAACGAUGGAGACUGUGGGAGUGUGAUUAUCGACAAAGUUCCUUCCAUAAAAUAAAUGUGUGAUGCUAACAACUUGGAGAUAUUAGUGAUCUAUAGGAAUCAUCCAUCACUGGAAAAUGGUUGGAUAUUACAAUAACUCAACAUUUGAGCUGGGGGGCUCAGAAAAUAAAGCUCAAAAUGGGAUGGGCAGUAAAGAAUUACAUCGUAUUCCUGAAUGGCAACAAGUCACGUUAUCAUGGAGUGACGUCACAGUGACGACUACAGCAAGAACUAACUGCAAAAUCCGAAAAGAAACUUGCAGCAAAACCAUUCUAAAUUCAGUAAGUGGUGAAGUGCGCCCAGGCAAAUUGGUAGCAAUUAUGGGAGCAAGUGGCGCCGGAAAAACUUCAUUGAUGAACGUGCUUACUUUCCGCAACAUCCGAUCUCUGGCUGUUUCUGGAGAAAUAAAAAUUAAUGACAGAGUCGUAAACAGAGAUCAGAUGAACGACAUCUCCGCCUACCUACAACAAGACGAUCUCUUCCUAGGGACACUGACUGUUAGAGAACACCUUCUUUUUAAGGCUUCACUGCAAAUGGACGUAGAUCAAAGAACAAGAGAAAGGAAAGUGGAACAAGUUUUGUUGGAGCUUGGAUUGUCCAAAUGCGCUGAUUCUAUCAUUGAUCGACCAUACACAAAUCAACGAAUUUCAGGAGGGGAAAGAAAACGUCUCUCAUUUGCGUCUGAGCUCCUGAUGAAUCCACCUCUGAUGUUCUGUGAUGAGCCUACAUCUGGUCUAGAUUCUUUCAUGGCAUCAAGCGUCAUACAGUGUUUGAAAAUGCUGGUGCAUAAAGGUCACACAGUUCUUUGUACAAUCCACCAACCGUCGUCAGAAGUGUUUGCUCUUUUUGAUGAAAUUUAUCUUCUAGCUGAAGGAAACUGUGUAUUUACCGGCUACACAAUGAAUGGAUUAGAUUUUUUUAGAAGUCAAGGGUAUCCAUGUCCAAUAAACUACAACCCCGGAGAUCACUUCAUUCUGACAUUGGCAAUGGUUCCUGGGCAUGAACAAACUUGUCACAGAAAAAUAGAGAAAUUCUGUAAAGAGUUUGAAAAACAGCAGACACAACAAAAACAUAAGAAAGACGUCAUUUGUUCAACAUCUAUGACGCAUCAAGUACUGCGUAGAAGAUACCAAGCUCCAUUGUUUGAGCAAUUUCGUUAUUUAUUAUGGAGGAGUUGGGUGACAAAUAUUCGCAAUCCAUACCUUGUAAUUCUCAAGUUUACUCAAGCAAUGUUGUUUGCUGUUAUCCUUGGAUUGUUCUACUUAAAGACGGACAACAAUUACACACAGGAUGACGUCAUGAAUAUUAACGGCUGUAUAUUCUUUGCUAUAGUAUCGUUAAGUCUAGAUAGCAUCUUUCCCAUAUUAAAUGUUUUUCCUAGCGAGGUCCCUAUUUUUGUGAGAGAGUAUGGAAGCAAAUUAUAUAGAGUGGACAUUUAUUACCUAUCUAAAAUUAUUGUGGAGAUUCCUAUACACAUAAUUAAUCCUGCUCUUUUCAUGACGAUUUUGUAUUGGAUGAGUGGUUUGGUAUAUGACAAAAUCCAAUAUCUGACAGCUAUAGGAAUAUCUGUUUUGGUUGCUAAUGCUGCUGCAGGAUUUGGUUACGUCAUUUCUGCGAGUGCGCCUUCCAUAACUGCAGCUCUUUCUUUGGCGCCAUUGUUACUAAUGCCGCUCAUGAUGAAUGGAGGAUUCUUCUUAAAUAAUAGAACCGUGCCUGUGUAUUUCCUAUGGAUAAAAUACUCGUCAUGGUUUAUGUACAGCAAUGAGUUGAUGAUUCUAAAUCAGUGGACCAAUGUUGACCAAAUAGGUUGCCAUAGAAAUUCAACAUGUCUUUCAAAUGGAAAACUAGUCACAGAAAGCUUAGGGUAUAAGAAGGACAACAUUCCUAUGGAUUGGAUAUGUUUAGCAGCGCUGACGAUUGCUUUUAGACUUCUUUCUUUCACAAUUUUAUUCAUUAAAGCCAAACGUUUGACAUAAUAAAAAAUCUCAACGUGUA